CAUAAUCAAUGGCGAAUACAACUUCAGCUCGCUACUCAAAAUGGCGGGUCAUUCAAAGUUUACGAGAGCGAGAUUUUGAAUAAUUAUAUCAAGCUCCCCGAGAUCCCGAGAUCUCCUUUAUUCGCAUGUCUUAUGUCCUACGUGCAUAUACAUCUUCCUGUCCGGCGUCGAGACCGAGAUCGAGAUUAUCAGGGCUUCGGGAAACCGCGCGUAUUAUCGACCGCGAUAAUUGACGUAAUCCAACUGUCAAUGUCGAGCGUAGCGCGCUCGGUGCCACGCGGCGCGACGAACAAGAGCGUGGACUUGGCUUGCUCGGGCGAUUUUGAGGUUAUGUCGGCCGACAGAUAUUCUCGAUUUUCGUCGUGAUCGUGUCGGGAUAUCGCGAUGUCGCUGCCAAAAGUGUCGCGGAAGGACACGAUGGACGAGUGCCCGAUCGUACCGGACCUGGCAAGGCAUUUCCGGGCGAACAACAAGAGCGGUAUCGUCAGCUGCCUCGCCCAGCUCAAGAGCGACCCUAAACGAUGUAAGGAGUUCGCAACGCGGAGCAGCAGCCUCGAAAUUCUCGUCCAGCUCCUGCGCUGCAAGAACGAUGCAAUAGUAAACAUGAGCCUGAGCAUACUCGCGGACGCUUGCAUGUCCUUCGAUGUCAGGGAAAAGAUAAAAUACAGCAAGAUUGGAAUUAAUGUAGUACCCAUAAUAAAAAAUCUCAAACUGGACACUAAGCUGCACUGCCGCGCUUGCAGACUUGUCAGUAACUUGUCCGAAUGUAGGUGGCAUGUUAAAGAAUUGUGCGAUGCUGGAGUAGUGAAAGCACUUGUUCCACACCUAAUAUUAAAAACCAAUACGCAAACUUAUUGUAUGGCCAUCAGAGCUGUGAGGAAUAUCUGGAGUUUUUAUAUGUAUAUCAGGGAAACAAUGAUAGAAUUGCAGAUUAUCAAACUGGUUACUCAAUUAUUCGUUAAGGCCGAAGAAAAAUCUUAUGAAAACACUAAGCACGCCGAAUUGGUGGAUGCGUGUUUGAAAGCUAUGUAUGCGUUUCUUGUCACUCUAGAUCCGCGCUGCGGCGAGCAGAUGCAGAUAGAUAAGGACAAGCAAGGUUACAAGUGUCUCAUGCGGUGCUGCAACAAGGGAAACAAUAAAAUGGCCAUCAAAUGCCUCUAUCUUCUCUGCCAAAUAGCCGAGUGUCGAUUGGACUUGGGCAUUUCCGGCACAAUUGAGGAGAUCAUAACUUUGAUCAACUCAGUGGAGAGCAGUUCUAAGGAACAACUGUACAAAGAGAUACUGAUUAGUCUAUGCCUGUUCUGUCGAGAAUCGGUGAAUCGGAACAAGAUCAAGAACAGUGAUGGAUUACAGCUGAUCAUAGCGCUGCUGAACAAUUCCAAGCACAAACAUUAUCAUUCUGUAUUGUUACAAGCUCUUGCACAGUUUAUCUACGACGAUAAUGCUCUCGACAUUUUGGCCAAACAUGGUAUAUUGGAUAUCUUGAUAGCAAAAUUGAAGGAUGUGAUUGCUAUAGCGGUGGACGAUGACAAGAAUAACACGUCUAGGAAACGUUUCAGCGAUUAUCCGCCCGAAUAUCAGAAAACGCCUUUGAAAUAUACUCGGACUUACGCGGAAAGAACAUCCAGGUUUAGUAUGGACUUUUAUCGCGACGACUGGAGCCCGAGAAGUUUCACGAGCGCCUCCUCCUCGUCGCCAUCCAGCACACCGCCCUUGCUACUUUGUUCCGAUUCCAAUCCGGAAACUGACGACACCGAGGAUAACGACAUUUACAGUCCGAUCUGCAGUGACACCGAAUGCGGCGACAACGAUGAAGACGAGGAAACAACUUCCUUGAAGAGCUACAAAUCGCUGACGACCGCCGAAGCCGAUUUUGAUUCGCUCUCAACUAGUUCCGAAACCCCCAGCAAGAUGAAUGCUUGUGAAUUCUAUACGUUAGUGUUGUUCAACAGUUUGAGUUUUUACCCAAUCGACGAGUUAGCCGAUCCUAAGAUUAUCAAACCAUUGACGAAUUACAUAAAAUAUACGAAGAAACAAAAUCUCCAAAAAUACCGAAUCACCGCAAUCAAGAUAUUAAUGAGGAUAAUGAAUAAUACGGCUUAUUUUCUACCGCUGCUGAAGCAGGGCCUGGUAUUUGACCUGCAGACUCUGCCGGAAGCGGAGGAUUGCACGCGGCGUUUACGCAUGGUGGCGGAGACCGGCGGCGCCAUCGGUCAACUGUCGUUUAUAUUGCUGCGCGGAGAAGACGAACAAAAGCUGCUGACCGCGGUGUCGAUACCGCUUCUCAUCAAGACACACCACAAUCUUAAAUGCUUACUGGACAAGUAUGGCGGACUACAGUUAAUAUUUCGCUUGCUCGCGGAAUCAUCACACAAACUGCACGAGUCGGCGAUCUGGUCGAUCUGCCAGUUGGCGAGGACAUUGCAGCUUUAUCCGGCCGAUCCAUCGAUUACAGUCACGAAAUCACUGAAGACCAGCGAUUAUUCGAGAUUACCUCGUGACGAGACGACGGAUCAUACGAAGCCGACGGUGUCGUCGAUGGUUACAUUUGAGCUAGAUGACGGCACGACAGUAGAGGCAUGCAGGCGAAUGCUGUGCCGGCGCUCGGACUUUUUUUCCGCCCUGUUGGAAGGCAGUUUUAGUGAGUCGGGUAAGAGACGAGUGCGAUUGAAGAACACAUCGCGCGACGGCCUAAACACAUUGAUACUAGCGGCGAAUGGUGCCGCAUUGGAGCGCGAAAACAUCGAGUCAUUGUUGGACGCGACAGUGUUAGCCGAUAAAUUUCUCAUGUCGGACCUGUUGGACCCGUUGACCGAGACCUCCCUAGCCAAGCUGAAUCACGAGAACUUCUGCCGAGCGUGGCGUUGGGCCAAAAGCUACUCCUGCCAUGAAUGGAGGUCCUACUGCAUCAAGAGUUUCUUGACAAAGAUGUCGUGGAGUGAAACAGUGCAGGCGUUUCGCAAUUUUUAUACUAUCGAUAUUUUCGACGAAUUCUUGCACGAAGUCAGGGACAUAAUCGAAGAUAUGCAGCGUCAAAAUGAUCGCUGGAUUGCGGGCUUUCUUAUCGCAGUGCUCAUGCAAGUUUGCUUGCUGGCAGUCGUAAACACCAAGGAUGUUACAACGAAGGAAAAGAUUACUCCAUCGCAUGCAGAAGAACAAAAAAAGAAGUCCUCGGAUUUAGAAGGUUCAGAGACUUCGUAUUUCGGGACGUUUGCGGCUCAUAAAAAUUCCUUCGGCACUUAUAAUCCUACCGUUUACUAUUCGACAAAUCCGUUGUCGUAUUUUCCGCCUUCGUCAAAUUUCCCAACUUCCACCGAUAAUAUUCAUCAACAAAUUAAGUGCGGCGAUACUUUUUCCCAAACUUGUCAACACUCGCGGUAUCGAAGCUACGACGGUUCCUGCAAUAAUCUUCAAAAUCCCACGUGGGGCCUGGCCAAUACAAGAUAUGGAAGACUCGUACAUUCACGAUACGGUGAUGGAAUUCGAGCACCAACGACUUCGAUCACCGGUGCAGAUCUGCCAUUCGCUCGAACCGUCAGUUUUACAAUGUUCCCUAACGCCAAAAUCGAUGACGUGGUAUGGACCUUGGUAGCGAUGCAAUACGGACAGAUUAUGACGCACGACAUGGGCUUGAUUGACGGCACCACUCAAUCAAAAUCACACCGUACGCGAUGUUGUACGUUCGACGGUCAGCUGGCACCGGGCUGGACGACGUUACCCAAGUGCUUCCCGAUACUUAUACCCGACGACGACCCAGUGUACGACAAGACCCCCAUGCAAUGCAUGAACUUCGUCCGCAGUACGACCGACCUUGAUCGUGGCUGUUCGUCUUCGUACAAGCCGGCAGAACAGUUGAAUACCGUCACUCACUAUUUGGACCUUUCCAUCGUCUACGGGUCCAGCGACGUGGUCGCGGCUAGUUUGCGAGCCGGUUUCGGCGGACGAUUAAAUAUCGAAUUGAAAAAUAACAGGGAAUUUCCACCACCGGCGUCUAAUAAAUCGGCCACCUGCGACACGAUAUACGAUUUCGAGCCAUGCUACGCUACCGGUGAUUCGCGUGCCAAUCAAAACCCGCAACUGACAAUUCUACAAAUUAUAUUGCUCAGAGAGCACAAUCGCGUUGCCGAUUAUCUGGCGCAAUUGAAUCCUUCCUGGAGCGAUGAAACGAUAUUUCAAGAAACACGUCGAAUCGUGAUCGCCGAACAUCAAAAUAUUGCAUAUUAUGAGUGGCUGCCGAUUUUCUUAGGUACUGCACAAGUCUAUGAGAACAAAAUCGUGUACGAUACCAAGGAUUACGUAAAUGAUUACGACGAAACAGUCAUUGCUAACGUUCUGAACGAGCACGCAAAUGCAGCUAAUAGAUAUUUCCAUACGAAUAUUGCUGGCAAUCUUAACUUAGUGACGGAAGGUCGACAAUAUUCCCCCUUCGCUAGUCUAAGAUUGAGCGAUCACUUCAAUAGACCUGGUAUCAUAGAAAAAGGCAACAAUCUGGACGAUUUGACGAGAGGUUUGGCCUAUCAACCACAAAGUAAUACCGAUGUAUUUUUCGAUAAAGAGAUCACGCAAUUCUUUUUCCGAAGGGGAAGAAUUUUCGGAUCUGACUUGCGAGCGAUAGAUAUACAAAGGGAUCGCGAUCACGGACUCGCUUCUUACAACGAUUAUCGCGAAUAUUGCGGAUUAUCACGAGCGAAAAUUUUUGACGAUUUUGCCGAUCUUAUACCUCUUUCGGAUAUACAAAAACUUUCGUUAUUGUACGCUAGUCCGGAUGAUAUCGAGUUGACUGUCGGCGGAUCUUUGGAAAGGCACGUAAGCGGAACGUUGGUGGGUCCAACGUUCCUGUGCAUCAUGUUGAGACAGUUUCAACAAACGCGAAUUGGUGAUCGUUACUGGUUCGAGACAGGCGAUCCGAAACUAGCAUUUACAUUAGAACAAUUAAACGAGUUACGUAAGUCAAGUAUAUCGCGACUGCUCUGCGACAAUGGAGACAACAUCCAGAAUAUGCAAAGAUUAGGAUUCGCCAAAGUCUCCGAGUUGAAUCCACUUCUGAGAUGCGAUGAUCUCCCGCAAAUAGACCUUUCUUUUUGGAAGGAUUAUAGUUUGGAGACUCAGGCAUAUCAAAGCAUUACACCGCUGUAUAAAAGGAAAUGAGUAAAUUUACACAAGCUGAAUAUAUUUUUGGUUCUAAUUAAUUAUGUUACAAAGAUACCAAAAAAUUUAUGUUUACUUGCGCGAAUAAAAAUAGAGAUCAAGUUUGAUUCAAAUUGCAAUGCUUCGAAUAUUUGAGAUAUUUAAAACAACUUUUUAAAAUUGAUAACUAGUCGCCUGAAAUGAUUAAUCGCUAAAUAUAAAAUCUGCUCUCUCAAAAUUUAUUGAAAUUUGAAGCGUGUUCUUGGAAUAUAUAUAAUAUCUCUAUCAUACAAAAUUUCUCUUUUUCUUAAUUCAUUUUAUUUUUUAUUUUUAAACAUAUCUUUAAACAUGUUUUCGCGAGGUGAACCGAGUCCUUUCACAGAAGCCUGAUACUUGGGAAAUUGUUUUAUUCUCAUUUUUUAUAAUACAAGAUCUUAGAGUGUCAUUUGCAUAUUUAUAAUAAACUGCAGAAUCAACUGCCAGAAAUUUUAAAUCUUGUACAGAUAAUGUUCUUAAUUGUAUUCACUGGUAUAAUAUGUAGUAAGUUAGUAAACUUUUAUAGGAUAAAUAAAAAUCUGAUUUUUUAUAUA
Molecule: messenger RNA, 5717 nt
Organism: Formica exsecta
Lineage: Eukaryota; Metazoa; Arthropoda; Insecta; Hymenoptera; Formicidae
Exons: 19
Coding region: 385-5148 (1587 amino acids)
Biological process (GO): response to oxidative stress
Molecular function (GO): heme binding; protein binding; peroxidase activity
Source: RefSeq, a predicted model, not a curated record